Hyaena hyaena (striped hyena) is the source of this 2082-nucleotide messenger RNA. RefSeq names its product diaphanous related formin 2 (gene DIAPH2). Gene Ontology annotation, biological process: actin filament polymerization; actin cytoskeleton organization. The record is from RefSeq and is a predicted model, not a curated record. Gene Ontology annotation, cellular component: actin filament; cytoplasm. Gene Ontology annotation, molecular function: actin binding; small GTPase binding; microtubule binding. The transcript has 18 exons. NCBI's taxonomy places the organism in Eukaryota, Metazoa, Chordata, Mammalia, Carnivora, Hyaenidae. Bases 1 to 2082 code for a protein of 693 amino acids.
AUGGAAAUCGAAAAGGGCACUGUAGGCAGAGAGAAGAGCCGGUACAUGUGUUUUAUUGCAUUGUUGAAGAAGAGUAAAUUGGUCACUGUGACUGGAGCUGAGGGAAUUAAAGGGACUGUAGCAGGAAAUAAAGUUAGAGAUCAAAGAGAGUACAGAUCUAACAUUCAAAUAAAAACUUUGGCAGAUGAUGUGCGUGACCGAAUUACAAGUUUCAGAAAAUCUACUGUCAAAAAAGAAAAACCUCUUAUUCAGCAUCCUAUUGAUUCUCAAGUUGCAAUGAGUGAGUUUCCAGCAGCUCAGCCAUUGUAUGAUGAACGGUCCUUGAAUUUGUCAGAAAAGGAAGUACUGGAUCUUUUUGAAAAAAUGAUGGAGGACAUGAAUCUUAAUGAAGAACGGAAAGCUCCUUUACGAAACAAAGAUUUUACCACCAAGCGUGAGAUGGUCGUUCAAUAUAUUUCUGCUACUGCCAAAUCUGGAGGGCUGAAAAACAGCAAACAUGAAUGCACCCUGUCUUCACAAGAAUAUGUUCAUGAAUUACGAUCUGGUAUUUCAGAUGAGAAACUUCUUAACUGCCUUGAAUCUCUGAGGAUUUCUUUAACCAGCAAUCCUGUCAGCUGGGUUAACAACUUUGGCCAUGAAGGUCUCGGACUCUUAUUGGAUGUGCUGGAAAAGCUUCUGGACAAGAAACAGCAAGAAAAUAUAGACAAGAAGAAUCAGUAUAAACUUAUUCAGUGCCUCAAAGCAUUUAUGAAUAAUAAGUUUGGAUUGCAAAGGAUUCUGGAAGAUGAAAGGAGCCUUUUGCUAUUGGCAAGAGCAAUUGAUCCCAAACAACCCAACAUGAUGACUGAAAUAGUAAAAAUACUUUCUGCUAUUUGCAUUGUUGGAGAAGAGAACAUUCUAGAUAAACUUUUAGGGGCAAUAACUACAGCAGCAGAAAGAAAUAAUAGGGAACGAUUUUCACCAAUUGUGGAAGGAUUAGAAAAUCAUGAAGCUUUGCAAUUACAGGUGGCCUGCAUGCAGUUUAUAAAUGCCCUUGUCACAUCGCCUUAUGAGCUUGAUUUUAGAAUACAUUUAAGAAAUGAAUUCCUACGUUCAGGACUAAAAACAAUGUUACCAGAUCUAAAAGAAAAAGAGAAUGAUGAGCUUGAUAUUCAGUUAAAAGUAUUUGAUGAGAACAAAGAAGACGACCUAACUGAAUUAUCACACCGUCUCAAUGACAUUCGAACAGAAAUGGAUGAUAUGAAUGAAGUGUAUCAUCUUCUAUAUAACAUGUUGAAGGACACUGCUGCUGAAAAUUACUUAUUAUCCAUUCUACAACAUUUUUUGCUCAUCAGAAAUGAUUAUUAUAUCAGGCCACAGUAUUACAAGAUAAUUGAGGAGUGUGUUUCACAGAUAGUGCUGCACUGCAGUGGCAUGGACCCAGAUUUCAAGUACAGGCAAAGAUUAGACAUUGAUUUCACACAUCUGAUAGAUUCUUGUGUGAACAAGGCAAAAGUGGAAGAAAGUGAACAGAAAGCAGCAGAAUUUUCAAAGAAGUUCGAUGAAGAAUUCACAGCUCGACAGGAAGCUCAAGCUGAACUUCAAAAAAGAGAAGAAAAAAUUAAAGAGCUUGAAACAGAAAUCCAACAACUUCGAACCCAGGGACAAGGACUCUCAGGUUCAUCAGGAAUUCCAGGCCCUCCUCCACCACCUCCAUUGCCAAAUACUGGGUUAUCCCCACCACCACCACCUCCACCAGCACCACCUCUGCCUGGAGGAGCUCUCCCUCCUCCUCCACCUCCUUUACCUGGAAUGACUGGUAUACCACCACCACCACCACCACUUUUGUUUGGGGGACCUGCUCCUCCAUUUCCCCCAGGCAUUCCUCCUCCCCCAGGAGCACCACUGGAUCUGCCUUAUGGGAUGAAGCAGAAAAAAAUAUAUAAACCUGAGGUACCCAUGAAGAGAAUCAACUGGUCAAAGAUUGAACCCAAAGAAUUAUCUGAGAACUGUUUCUGGUUAAAAGUUAAGGAGGAUAAAUUUGAAAAUCCUGAUCUCUUUGCAAAAUUGGCACUGAAUUUUGCUACCCAGAUAAAAGAUUGA